Messenger RNA from Dermacentor andersoni, 1368 nucleotides. Lineage: Eukaryota; Metazoa; Arthropoda; Arachnida; Ixodida; Ixodidae. The record is from RefSeq and is a predicted model, not a curated record.
CCUAGGAUUUCCCACGCCACAGGAAUAUAUGUUAAAAACGAAUGCUAGACUGCUUGUCGGGGAGUCGACGGUGAGUCCGAGUCUGUAAAUCGAAGAGCCCCACUGUUUCACCUCAUCGAUUGAGCGUUUUUCUAUGUGCGCAGGUACCUCUCCUCAGGGAGUGCAAUCUAGCAGAUUGCAAUGAAUUUCAGAGUUGCGCCGUCAACAUGUCGUGUCGUCAUUCACCACACCUGCAAAGUUCUCUGGCGGCACUUACAGUCGCUGUACCUACCUGUGAGUAUGGCUGGCCUUAUUUUUGUUUAUACUCUUUUUUGUGAAGCGAACCAAAGGUGUAACAGGUAUUAAGGGCGUUAAAUACUCAGCAGUGAAGUUAUUUCAGUUUAAGCGAUGUCAUGCAUUGCAACCUGUUCAAAAUGCACUGCUUUUUUGUUUGUGUAACCUAGGAGCCAGGACUUGCCCAAUGGCAAAACAUCGCCGAGAAAUUCAGCAGGCGCUGGAAUUUCCCCAAUCGCAUCGGGGCAGUCGAUGGCAAGCACAUCCAAAUUAAGGCGGCACCAAACUCUGGCAGCAGAUAUUUUAACUACAAGGUAUAGUAUUCACAGUGUCUUUUUUUUUUUUUUUGCAACGAACUGGUCUGUGCUGAUUCUAAUAACGUGAAUGACUUUUUACAUACUCCAGGGCACAUUCUCUAUCGUGUUGAUGGCGAUUGUUGACGCCAGAUACCGCUUCAUCAUGGUCGACGUUGGGGCUGCAGGCCGGCACAGUGACGGGGGAGUGUUCAAGGCAAGUUCAUUCGGAAGGCAGCUUGCAAAUGAAGACCUGAACCUCCCAGUACCAGCACGUCUUCCAAACAGCAACAACGUUGCACCUCACGUGUUUGUUGGGGACGAGGCAUACCAGCUUCGACCUGAUUUCCUGCUUCCGUACCCAGGAAAACACGUGACGCCGACCCAGAGGGUCUUCAACUACAGGCUCAGCAGAGCAAGGCGCAUCGUCGAAAAUGCUUUUGGCAUUCUGGCUGCACGAUGGAGAGUUCUACUUGGCCGCAUCAACCUACUGCCCGACAAUGCAACUUAUGUUGUCCUGGCGUGCUGUGUGCUCCACAACUUUCUGUGUGCGGCAAGUGAGGCAACGUACUGUCCGCCAGGCUAUGCAGACGUGGAGAACGACUAUGGCAACAUUGUUCCAGCUCAAUGGAGGACUGAAAUCCAGAGGAGCGACUUGCUUGACUUGGAAGCAACACCGUCAAGGAACUAUAGUGCGAGUGCUGCGGCAACAAGAAACAUGUUCGCGCAGUACUUCAUGAAUGAAGGUGCUGUGACGUGGCAGUGGGCGCAUACUGGCCUCCCGCCACCUCAAAAAACUUAG